Molecule: messenger RNA, 1635 nt
Organism: Paraphaeosphaeria sporulosa
Lineage: Eukaryota; Fungi; Ascomycota; Dothideomycetes; Pleosporales; Didymosphaeriaceae
Product: chitobiosyldiphosphodolichol beta-mannosyltransferase
Exons: 2
Coding region: 48-1535 (495 amino acids)
Cellular component (GO): endoplasmic reticulum
Molecular function (GO): mannosyltransferase activity
Source: RefSeq, a predicted model, not a curated record
CGAAUAUACAUCGCCGGGGUGCCUCGCUUUUCGGGCGCUGCAUCGAAAUGUGGAACACGUUCGACAUCUUCCGCGACGACUUCCUCGGCGAGAAGGGCAGCUGGCUGUUCGAUGUGGCCCUCUACGCGAUACUUGGCCUUUCCACGCUAUUCACCAUCAUCCUAGUCACGUUGCCCUCGCAAUACGACCCCUACAAGGACAAACCGUUAAGGGCCGUGAACGAGAGGGGCGAGAAGAUUGAACUGAAGAGGAAGGAUGGAAAACAGACGCUGGAUUUCAGGGCGGGGCGGACGACUCACAUCGUGGUUCUGGGCGACAUCGGUCGGUCACCGCGCAUGCAGUACCAUGCCAUCAGCAUUGCCAAGCAUGGAGGAAAGGUCUACUUGGUUGGAUAUCAGGAAUCUGAAGUCCACCCCGACGUAGCCGCCAACGACCUCAUCACCGUCGUCCCCCUUGCUCUAUCCCCAUCAUUCCUCCGAUCCAGCUCCAAACUCCUCUUCCCCAUUGUCGCACCGCUCAAAGCCCUCCACCAGUCCUGGACCCUCUACCGCACCCUCGGCUACGCCUCGGAACCCGCACGCUACAUCCUCGUGCAAAACCCACCUUCCAUUCCCACUCUCGCCAUCGCAACCGUCGUCAGUUUCCUCCGCAACACCGAGCUCGUCAUCGACUGGCACAACUUUGGGUACUCUAUCCUCGCGCUCAAACUUGGUGCUUCGCAUCCCCUUGUCAAUAUUUCCGCCCUGUACGAGAAUGCUUUCUCGAGACUGGCAUCACAGCACAUCACGGUGACGCAUGCAAUGGCGCGAGUCCUGAAGGACAGUUACGGCGUCACAGCGCACGCCUUGCACGACCGACCCGCCGCCCUCUUCCGUCCGCUCAACGUAAGCGAACGCUCAAAGUUUCUUUCCCGCCUCCCCGAGACAGCGCAGUACGCACAAGACUUAGCCAAAGGCUCGUGGAAGCUCAUCGUGUCAUCAACUUCCUGGACCGCAGACGAGGACUUCUCGCUGCUGCUCGCUGCGCUAGAGACCUACUCCGCACGCGCGACGUCGCAGGUUUCGCUCCCGAAGAUCCUGGCUAUCAUCACGGGGAAGGGGCCGCAGAAGGAACAUUACCUCUCACUCGUGAAAAAAAUGAAUCAGGAGAAGAGGUUACUCAAUGUGGUCAUUCAGACAGCGUGGCUUACGCCAGGGGACUACGCGACCCUCCUCGGUGCUGCGGAUCUGGGCGUCUCGCUGCACACGUCGUCUUCGGGCGUGGAUCUGCCGAUGAAGGUCGUGGAUAUGUUUGGCGCUGGUCUGCCGGUGGUUGGGUGGGGAGACUUCGAGGCGUGGCCGGAGCUUGUGAAGGAGGAUGUCAACGGCAAGGGCUUCAAAUCGAGUGAGCAGUUGGCGGGGCAGUUGGUGGAACUAUUUGGCAGCAAAGAUAGCGUGUUACCGAUGUUGAAGAAGGGUGCGUUGGAGGAGAGUAAGAAUCGGUGGGAUGACGAGUGGGAUCGGGUUGGUGGGAAGCUGUUCAGGCUUUUGCAGUAAGGACAUCGUGUUUACUCGGACAACGCACCAUGUGUCCCUUGGGAGGGACAAGAGCGUCACCUGGCUUGUAUAUAGCCCCAAAAAUGAGCUUCAACGUCCU